GUCCUGAUGACGAGACACAGGAGGGAGAGGAGAAGGAUGGAUGGAGCAUGGCCGACAUUAAAGUUGUGGGAAAACGCAGGAGGGAGCUUGUCGGACCUGAGGCAAAGCGAUCUCGCGCUCAGUCUCCGUGUGUUGUAGCAGAUUUCAGACUGCCUCAGUUCAACCCUAACAGCCCCAUCGGUCAGGAGUUUGUGGUCCCUAAAUCAGGAUUUUUCUGUAACAUCUGCUCUGUUUUCUGCCUGAAUGAGAAGACCGCCAAGGAACUCCACUGCUGCAGCCAGAAACACUACGACAACCUGCAGAAGUAUUAUGAGGAACGUCGACAAAGAGCUACAAAGACUUUGUCUCACACGUCUCCAGGCUCCGUUUCUGACUGAUGGACCUGAUCUACUGGAGAACAAGCCAUUGUUAUUGAUCCUACUAGUUCAGAAACUAAACUAAUCGCCUUCUGGCACCUUUUGUUGUAAGUUAUAUAUGUCUUCUUUGAUGAAUUGUCUCCCAGCCUUUCAGUUAGUGCUUCUGUUUUGUUUGUACAGGCCGAUGGAGAGCACCGUUUUGAUCUUGUUACUAUUUUAUCUUUUAUGUGAAAAUAUUAUUGAGAAAUUGUCCCUAUUAAUUUAGUUAACAUCAGGAGGUACCUGACAGCUGUUAACAGUUUACUAAAUCUUGUUUUUUUUUUUUUUGCUCAUUUAGAUCUUUGGCUUCAGUUUCUUUAAGUGUCCAAAAUGUGUUUGCUGCUGUUCUGUUAAACAUGAAAUAAAACCUGUCACAUGUGUGUCAUACA
Molecule: messenger RNA, 784 nt
Organism: Oreochromis niloticus (Nile tilapia)
Lineage: Eukaryota; Metazoa; Chordata; Actinopteri; Cichliformes; Cichlidae
Product: matrin-3-like
Exons: 4
Coding region: 48-377 (109 amino acids)
Cellular component (GO): nucleus
Molecular function (GO): zinc ion binding; nucleic acid binding
Source: RefSeq, a predicted model, not a curated record